Messenger RNA from Tuber aestivum (summer truffle), 3613 nucleotides. The record is from the annotation of a GenBank genome assembly. Lineage: Eukaryota; Fungi; Ascomycota; Pezizomycetes; Pezizales; Tuberaceae.
GCUGUUGCUGGGGUUUACCGUGUCAGCUCGAUCCUCAUCGCCCCAAGCGAGGGUUGAUCCGCGCCAAGCCACCGGAUGCCCCUACUGCUCCAAAACCACAGAAACCGCCUUUUUACCCUCCUUCAUCUUCCCCCAUCCUCCUCAUCCUCAUUUGUUUCCCACACCUCUCUCUCCUCAACACCCUCCCUCCUUCCUUCCUCACCCUGGAAUCUUGUCCCUUACACUCGUAUCCAACUCGUGUGUCGGUUGUUGGAAUCCAUUCCUCGGCUUCCUUUCUGUUUCGCCUUCUCUAGCCUGAUUGAAUAGGUUACCCGAGGUCAUCAGGCUUUUACCUUAGUGAUUAAACGACGCUUCGUGUGAAAAAUAGUCACGCUACUUACGGUAAAACUUAUUUGGCUACUUGUCUAAUUUUUUUCUAUCCAUUUAACUAGCAGUUCAUCAAAAUGGAAGCAGACGAGUUGAUGGAUGAUGACCUUUUUGCCGACCUGUGUGUAUUGUUUCAAUAUUUCUCCUUCACUCUCCCCCGUCGCGUUAAUAUCUGCUUACAACUACGAUUUUCAUAGCUACGGUGAGGAUGAACCUCUAAAGGCUGGCGCUCCGGCACCAGUAAAGGCGGCUAAGCCCCUUUCUCCAGUAAACACCCCAGCAGCACCACCAAGUGUGGUGCCACCGCGGAACCCUGAGGCGAGCUACCCACAGGGGCAGCAGCAGCCUCAAGAACCGGCUGCCUCUAACGUCACGGCCCAAAAGGCAAUUGAUCCCAGAGCUCCUCCCCCUUCUGUCAAUGUUCAAAAUGCAUCUACCAAAACUGAGAAUCCUUAUGCGGUCGAGGAUGAUGCGGAUAAUUACAGUGGAUGGGAUGCUGCAGUUGCCACUGGGGGUGCAGGAACUGGUGGUCUUAGUGGACAGGGUGGGCAUGGUAUUCACAACAAUGACGGUGGAUCUUGUGGUUAUGACGGGAUAGGUGCCGCCGGUUAUGGUGACCCACAGGCAACGGGUAGUCCGGCUAUCAAAGAGGAUGGGUGCGUAUUUAAGUUUACACUUUUUCUUGUGUUUUCAAGCAUUUUGGAGAAUUAUACGAAGCGAGAGGAUGGAGUAUAUGGUCAUGGCUGGUUUAAAGGAACUUUCGGGGUAGAAAGUUAGGGUAUACAGGUUUAAAGCGAAUGGCAGGGUUAGGGAGGGGAAAGGAGAGGUUGGUCGUUAAAUGAAGAUAGACUGGGUAGAGAGGGCAUUCUGGUUAUGGGUGGACGUUGGAUGCUCCCUCCCUUCAACUAUAUCGCGGGGUUACUAUUUCUUCGCCGACAUGGGAGAUCGCUAGAGGACCAUGGAAAUUAGGAGAGCUGCCUGCUUUGUCAUCUACCUGCUGCCUACUACUAUCACUACCACUGCCUAUACGAGAACUAGCUAGCAGAUACAUUCAGCAUUAAAUACGCGGGAUAGUUUCUGUACGAGAGCAAAAGAGAAAAUGGGAAUGCAAGAUUGGAAAAUGGAAAGAUUACUUGGUCAAAGUUUCUUCUACCCGAGAAAAGAGACCUUUUCGUUAUAUUUGCCUCACGCCAAAGCUAUAUCCUGCAUGAACCUGGCAGUCGUCGCCGUUGUGGCUGCCGUUGUUUUUCGGCAGUGGCCGGUGUUGUGGAACCAUCCUCUCGCUUCAGAAUUGGGGGAAAGAAAGAACAAGAAAUGCGUGCAUUUGAUUGGCGUUGAUUUUUUGCCUUGCUGUAUUAUUUGGUAUGGGUGAUGAUUGACUAAGACUUAUCUCGUGAUUUAAUAGGAAAAUGUUUAUAGGUGGAUUAAAUUGGGAAACAACUGAUGGUAGGCAUUAAAUGAAACUUUUUUACCUGCAUGAAAUUCCUUUUUUUCCUUCUUGUUCCUGCAAUAUCCUUGCCACAAGCAACUGAGAUUGAUGGUGUUUGUUGAUAUACAUAUUUACUAAAGACUCUUCGUUGCUCGAUAGAAUCUCUCAAGGAAUACUUCAGUCAGUAUGGAGAGGUGGUUGAGUGUACCGUUAUGCGCGAUGGUCCAACUGGGCGUUCCAGGGGAUUCGGCUUCUUGACCUUCAAGGAUCCUAAGACUGUCAACAUCGUAAUGGUGAAGGAGCACUAUCUGGAUGGUAAAAUUGUGAGCGCUACCUUUUCGAUUUCAUGUAUCGUGUCUUGACGAGUUGUUAACACGCUUUUUAUACAUAGAUCGAUCCUAAGCGUGCGAUUCCUCGCGACGAGCAGGAGAAGACUUCGAAAAUAUUUGUCGGUGGUGUCAGUCAGGAAGCAACUGAGGCCGACUUUAGGGAGUAUUUCACACAGUUUGGGAGAGUUCUCGAUGCUACUUUAAUGAUGGACAAGGAUACCGGUAGGCCCCGUGGGUUCGGUUUCGUUACGUUUGAUAGUGAAGGGGCAGUUGAGAAUGCCCUGAAUUGCCCCACAUUGGCCAUCUUGGAUAAACCUGUUAGUUUGCCCUCAGCUUGGUAUUAUAACUCCGUUUUGCUGAUAAUCCAUAGAUUGAGGUUAAGAAGGCUCAACCACGUGGGAAUAUCCGCGAGAGGAUGAAUGCCCACUUUGAUGAGCGUGAUGAUCGUGGUGGGUCCUUUAGGGAUCGCGGAGAUCGUCGUGAUCGAUUUGAGGGCCGUGAAGGUGGGAACAACGGAAACGGCAACUACAGUACAGGCGCCUCGCAGAAUCAGGGCGCGCCCGCUGGGCAGCAGAAUAUAUACAACGGGAUUUCCCCGCAGAUGAUGGCCCAAUAUUACCAGAAUGUCCAGAGAUAUAUGCAGGCCAUGCAAACGUUUAGUCGUGGUGGGGGUGGGCCUAUGCCUGCUAUGAACCCGGCGAUCAUGCAAGCACUUGGACGCGGAGGGGGAGGAGGUGGAGUCAUGAAUGCUAUGAAUCCCGUGAUGCUCCAACAGCUCCAACAGAUGCAGCAGCUUCAACAGCUUCACCAACUACAGCAACAGGGCCAACAACAGCAGGGGCAGUCUCAACAAAGCCAGAUGGGCGGUGCCGGAUCCCCGGGUCCCCAGUCCCAACAGGUCGGAUACGCCUCCUCGAACCAACCGGUCGGCUACCCGCACACCCAAGGUGUGCAGCAAUCUCAGCAAGUUCAAUCCUACGACCCAUCCUCAUACAAUGACCAAAACGCGGGAUACCGACAACGUAACUUCCAACACCACCCCUCCCAGCGUGACUACCAGCCCCCUCAGCCCCAACCCUCCUCCUGGGAAGGGAUGUACGAUGACGUCCCGCCCCAGCAGCAGCCGCAGCAACAACAACAGCAACAAGGACGUGGUAGGAAUGAACCCUUCCAACCAUCGUGGCCAUCAAACUAUGACAACUGGGAUGAUGUUGACCAAGCAACAGGUGUUGGCCGGUCUGGCAACGGCUUCGAUGGCCCACCGCCGAACGCCCCGACGGGGCCGCGUAACGCAAAGGGCUCCGGAAGCAAUUAUCGUGGCGGCGGGCGUGGCGGCGUGACUUCUGUUCGGGGCGUCAGCGCGGGUGCUGGCGGUGUCGGUAGCGGUGGUGUGGGACCGGAUAGGGCAGGGUAUGCUGGAGGCGCGGGUGGGUAUGCGCGUGGCGGUGGAGGUUACCAUCCGUAUGCAAGAAAUACCGAGAGGUAUUGA